UUUCUCCAGUUAAUAAUUCGUCAUCAGAGAGAUCGGAAAGCUAGAAGGGCGAAGGCGGUGCGUCCGUUAUUAGGUUUUUCCGAAGGGGGGAGAGGGGCAGAGAGAGAGAGGCGCCAUGGAUGAGAGCUUCGAGGUGCGGGUGAAGCGGCUCUUCGGCUCCCGGCUAUUCGAUUCCGUCCCCGGGAGCUCCUUCCCGGCGUCUUCCUGGUCCGUUUCCGACGGCGAGGUCGCGCGCAGCGAGUGGAACCGGGAGCGCGGGGCCGGCCACGACCGUGACGAGACUCCUUGCUCGUCUGCCUUCGCAGAGGGUGGAUGCUUCGCGAAGAAGCUCAAGAACGCGAGGUAUCCCAAGAAGGAUCAGUUCGAAGACGAUCUCGACGAGUUAGAUGACGGCGAUGAUGAUGGUGGUGGCGGAGGAGGGGAAGAUGGCGGGGAUGAUGUGGAUAGAGAGGAGAGAGAGAUCAGGUCUUCCAUCGGAAUGGAUCCAACCCUAGAUAACGAGGAUGAAGAGGAUGAAUACGACAGAGCAGCGAUCGGCAUGGAGAAUGCUGGAGAUCGGCUGUAUAUGAGGGAUGUCACAGAUCAUGGUCCUCGCAUAAACUUCCACACCCUAGGUCCUGAUUUUCCUGAGGAUUCAUACGAGGAGAUGCAUGAUUUUCGUAGGGAUCCACGUGCAGAUCACUUUGCUGCAAGUGCAAGGCUCAAAGAAGACAAGAAAGCUGCAGUUAACUGCCAUCCCCUUCGUAGUCAUGAUUGCAGAGAGCCAGCUGUAGAUUUACAAGUUAAGAUAGCCAAGGAUGAUACCAAUUUAAAGCCCAUCCUGAAAAGAAAAGAGGAGCAGGACGAUUCAAAGCCCAAAAAGCGUGUUAGGUUUGAUCCUGGAUGUAAAGAUGUCCAUGCUGAGGUGAAUGAAGAAUGUGAUGGCCUUCACAUGUUCCCAGAGUCUAUGAAAACGACUGCAGCCACUGAAGAGUCCCUUGGGAUUCCUGAUUAUAUAAGAAAUCCCUCCAAGUAUAUCCACUAUACUUUUGACUCAUCAGAGGAAAUUGAUGACAAAACUAACAGGCAGGCUUUUGCAGAGUUUUGUAAUUUGGUGAAGAGGUCAAACCCUGAUCAGAUGCAGCCUGAGUUUCCCGGGGACCUUCCAAAGUCUGUGACGUUCACCCCUCGAAAGAAGUCAGGUGAUGCUAUGUCAGUGGAUGAUAGCUCGCAAAAUACUCGGGACUCUUCUAGAGAGUUAGGUCAGGUAUCAGCUUGUUCCACAGGCAUUGCUGCAAGGGACCAAGAGAGUGAUGCAUGUGAUAUGGAGGAAGAUGGUAUGGAAGCAUCUACGGCAGUAGCCAGUAUCAGCUCAAGGAAGGCAGGUCGCAUGUACCGGACAAAGUCAACCUCAGAUGAUUCUACUUGAUUGUUGCUGUACUGAACUGGUGUUGGCUGAUGCUGGCAAUCUGGGAUGUCAUCAUCAGCAUGUUAGAUCACAGGGCUGAGAUAUCCAUUAUGUAAAAUAUAUAAGCUUUUUUUUUUUUUAGUUUGGGGGG
Molecule: messenger RNA, 1538 nt
Organism: Phoenix dactylifera (date palm)
Lineage: Eukaryota; Viridiplantae; Streptophyta; Magnoliopsida; Arecales; Arecaceae
Source: RefSeq, a predicted model, not a curated record